This is a messenger RNA of Nannizzia gypsea CBS 118893, 309 nucleotides long. RefSeq lists its product as hypothetical. The record is from RefSeq and is a predicted model, not a curated record. The coding region runs from base 1 to 309 and encodes 102 amino acids. The transcript has 2 exons. Lineage: Eukaryota; Fungi; Ascomycota; Eurotiomycetes; Onygenales; Arthrodermataceae.
AUGCCGACGAGGAUGAAAAAUCGGAAACAAGCAAAGGGAGACAAGAAUGGCUCAUUAUACUCCUCUGACGACCGUUUCCUCCAGGCCGCUGCAGCUAUGCGAUUCAAGCAUACGGUGUUUGCUGCAGAACUGGCCCUUGCAGAAGCCACAGUCGCCGACUAUACGCUGAGCGAGCUCUUUGCAGGCCUUGAACUGGCAACGUGGCUUUCUGGAUGGGGCCAUUUUUUGGAGAGUGUAGACGGCAGAAGUAGAGGUAGGCAAGCGUUUGACGUCGUCCUUAAUGAGACGAUUGACGAGCACUUUGUAUGA